UUUACCAGAGUACCAGAGUCUAUUUCAAACCGCUUCACCAUGACCGACACCGCAGUCGCCGCACCAGCACCAGCCGCCUCGUCGCCGGCCCAGGCCAAGUCGCCGAAAAAGAAGUCCGCCGCUCCCAAGGCGAAGAAAGCCGCACCGGCCCAUCCUACCACGGCCGUGAUGGUGAUCGCAGCCGUCAAGGAACUGAAGGAGAAAAAAGGAUCGUCGUUGCCGGCCAUCAAGAAAUACUUGGCCGCCAACUACAAAGUGGACGCUGCCAAGCUGGCGCCUUUCAUCCGCAAAUUCCUUAAGUCGGCCGUCGCCAGCGGCAAGCUGGUCCAGACCAAGGGCAACGGAGCGUCGGGCCAUUUCAAACUGGCCGCCGAAGUAAAAAAAGAGAAGAAGGUAGCGCCGAAAAAGAAGCCGGUCGCCAAGAAAGCGGCGGUGUCCAAGGCGCCCGGAGCGGCCAAGAAGAGGAAGAGCACCGGUGCCAAGAAACCGAAAUCCGGCGAGCCCGCCGCCAAGAAGGUGAAAAAGGUAGCCGCAGCGCCUAAACCCAAAGCCGCGAAACCGAAAAAGUCUCCGGCCAAGGCUAAGAAAGCGCCGGCCACCAAAACCAAGGCACCCAAGGCGAAGAAGGUGGCAGUCAAGAAGACGGCAGCGCCCAAAAAGAAGGCAUAGUUUGUUAAAAACUCUCAUAAAUAACCCUUAAAACGGUCCUUUUCAGGACCACCAAAUGAUUAUAAUAUAUACAAUAAU
Messenger RNA from Adelges cooleyi (spruce gall adelgid), 747 nucleotides. RefSeq names its product histone H1-like. Gene Ontology annotation, cellular component: nucleosome; nucleus. NCBI's taxonomy places the organism in Eukaryota, Metazoa, Arthropoda, Insecta, Hemiptera, Adelgidae. Gene Ontology annotation, molecular function: nucleosomal DNA binding; double-stranded DNA binding; structural constituent of chromatin. The transcript has a single exon. The coding region runs from base 40 to 669 and encodes 209 amino acids. The record is from RefSeq and is a predicted model, not a curated record. Gene Ontology annotation, biological process: chromosome condensation; negative regulation of DNA recombination; nucleosome assembly.